AUGGUCAGAGAGUUUGAGAAGUGUGGAAAUUCAACUAUUGAGAUGUGUGUCAUGGCCGAGAUCCACUCUUCAGUGCCAGCCCCCCGGGGCACCAUCACCCCCAAGCGCCAGCCCCCUGGGACACAAUCACCCCCAAGCCCCAGCCCCCCGGGGCACCAUCACCCCCAAGCGCCAGUCCCCUGGGACACCAUCACCCCCAAGCGCCAGCCCCCUGGGACACCAUCACCCCCAAGCCCCAGCCCCCUGGGGCACCAUCACCCCCAAGCGCAAGUCCCCUGGGACACCAUCACCCCCAAGCGCCAGCCCCCUGGGGCACCAUCACCCCCAAGCGCCAGCCCCCCGGGGCACCAUCACCCCAAAGCGCCACCCCCCUGGGGCACCAUCACCCCAAAGCGCCACCCCCCUGGGUGCCAGCCCCCCGGGGCACCAUCACCCCCAAGCGCCAGCCCCCUGGGACACCAUCACCCCCAAGCCCCAGCCCCCUGGGGCACCAUCACCCCCAAGCGCCAGUCCCCUGGGACACCAUCACCCCCAAGCGCCAGCCCCCUGGGGCACCAUCACCCCCAAGCGCCAGCCCCCCGGGGCACCAUCACCCCCAAGCGCCAGCCCCCUGGGACACCAUCACCCCAAAGCGCCACCCCCCUGGGGCACCAUCACCCCAAAGCGCCACCCCCCUGGGGCACCAUCACCCCAAAGCGAACAAAAUCUCAACUCAACCCCAAAUCAUCAACUACAAAAACAUAA
This is a messenger RNA of Haliotis rufescens (red abalone), 744 nucleotides long. RefSeq names its product basic proline-rich protein-like. The transcript has 3 exons. The coding region runs from base 1 to 744 and encodes 247 amino acids. The record is from RefSeq and is a predicted model, not a curated record. NCBI's taxonomy places the organism in Eukaryota, Metazoa, Mollusca, Gastropoda, Lepetellida, Haliotidae.